AAAGAAGAAAGAAGAAAAAAAAAUCAAAACACAAAAAAAUGUCGAAUAUGAUGAUCAUCGAGAAUCAACUAAGAUCUAUAAGUUUACCUUCAAGAUCGCAUCCUAGCACGACAGGGAUUGAGGAAGCUCUUACCAAGGUUAAAGCGAUUAACACCACGACGGGCUCGUCAGAAUCAAUCUUGAUGGCUUUGGCUAGUUUGGAGGAGCUCUAUAGUUGUACGGAGGAGUUUCUAAAAAUGGGUUCGACGCAGCGUGUUAUGUCGUCUUCUGAUGCAUCGGAGUUUAUGGAGGAGAUGCUUGAUGGGUCUUUGAGGCUAAUGGAUACAUGCAGCGUCUCUAGAGAUCUUAUGGUGGAGAUUCACGAACAUGUUCGUGGUGUUCAAUCAUGCGUUAGACGCAAGAAAAUAGCCGGAGGAAUUGAUCAACUCGAUGUAGCUAUCUCCGGCUAUGUCGGGUUUAGAAAGAACAUGAGAAACGAAGCUAAGAAGCUUAUUGGAUCCUUGAAGAAAAUCGAUGGAGGGUCGUGUCCAGCGUCGGGGGUAAGUAAUGGUCAACAGGAUGAACAUCUUUUGGCGGUUAUUGAUGCGAUGAGACGAGUAGUUUCCGUUAGUGUCUCGGUGUUGAAGUCGUUCUUGGAGUUCUUGUCCGGACGACAAAGUAACAUUAAGAGAAAGCUGGCUUCGGUACUAAAGAAAAAGAAGGAUCUUCGUGAGGAGACCAAGAACGAGUUGGAGAGUUUGGAUUCCGCGAUAUGUUGCUCUCGUGAUGACCUGCAGAAUAAGCUUGGGGAGGUCGAGAUGAGUAUUGAUGGAUUCGAGAAGCAUCUAGAAGGCUUAUUUCGAAGGUUGAUAAGAACACGAGCCUCAAUUCUCAACAUAAUCUCUCAUUAGAUUAAAAAAAUUAUGCAUGUAAUGUACUUUCGUAGGCAUUCAACUUUAGAGAAUUGGCCUGAUGGAUACAUUAUAGACGCAUAAAUAAAAUUUUGUACACUGAUUAAACAGAAAGGUAGAGACAACUAAAUUUGUGAAAAUAGAUACGAUAUUGCACUUUUAUAUAUACAAAGCCUUUGUGUGAAAAAUGUUGGUUUAGGAUUUACUAGCCAUUGAUCGGUUAAUCAGCAGUUUUUAAAUGCAAGGGUAUGAAUUCACUGACUGAAAACGUGCAUGCAUUAUCGCUGCUGAAUUUUAUGCAUGAUACUUUAUGUAUUAUAGCAUCAAGUAUGAAUGCGUCUAACAUGUUGAUAUUAGUAGCUAAAUAAAUACGUCAAUUGUAGUGAAUAUUUUUUUAACCUGAGUAUUGUUCGAUCGAUAUUUGCGUAUUUAGUUGGGCCUAGUUUGCAAUAGACAUGAACCUUAAUGGCAUGGUCCAACUCCAAACCUACAUGCACCAUGACACUUAUUCUCUUUGAACAAUUUCUACGGCUUCUGUCUUUAUAUGUUCAUCAUCACAUUGUUGAAGACUCCCAAAUUAAUUUCCGAACUCUUUCUAAUGAGAUUGCACCUCCUAAUUGGAUUUCUCGUAAUUUUUCACUUUCAUGGCUCUCAUAUAUUAAAAUUUAAAACCGUCAAAAUUUGUUAGUUUUUUUAAGUUUAAACCGGUUAAGUUACUAAUUUUUACCAAUAAAAUUUGAAGACUAUUAAAUACUUUCCAAAACUCAAACCAAAAGGAUAAACCUGAUCAAUGGGAAACCUAAUGUACACUCCUAAAUUCAUGGUAACAUAAUUGCUGACGUGUGCCGGUGUUAUUUAAGGGAAUGGAUAUCUUCAUAUACAUCUCAUUUAAAUAAUGAAACAAAAUCUUUCAAAAUCUUUUAAUUUAAUUCAAUCGAGGUUGAGGUACCCACACACAAAAGAAAAGUAAUAAAAAGAGCAUUGUAUUUGUAACCUUCAAAAGAAAUAUAGAGGAUAAAAGUAAUUAAACAAUGACAAUAAUAUUAAAGAAUCGUAUAUGGACGGUGGCUUCGGUGCAUGAAAAGUGGUGUGAAAUAAAGUUUUGGUUUUAGUAACCGAAACCGAAACAUCGAACUUCGACAACGAUUUCAACUAAAAUUCAAACACAAAGCAUUAAAUGAGCUUUGCGUGU
Messenger RNA from Brassica napus (rape), 2082 nucleotides. RefSeq lists its product as uncharacterized. Gene Ontology annotation, biological process: shoot system development; root development. The record is from RefSeq and is a predicted model, not a curated record. The transcript has a single exon. Lineage: Eukaryota; Viridiplantae; Streptophyta; Magnoliopsida; Brassicales; Brassicaceae. Bases 39 to 890 code for a protein of 283 amino acids.